AUGUUGGAAAAUGUAUUGGUUCUUGAUAAUGGUGCUUAUACAAUUAAAGCUGAAUAUGGAACUGCUCAACAACCAAGAGUGAUACAUAAUUGUAAAAUAGCCCGAGGAAAAGGAGAUAAAAAGACAUUUAUAGGAGAUCAAUUAAAACCAUGUUUCAAUUUACCAAAUAUUCAAAGAUCAUAUGAUGAAAUAGUCUUUGAAGCUUAUGAAUUUCAAUCAUAUUUUCGUACAAUUGCACCUUGGUUAUGUAUACAAAAUGAUACAACAAAUCUCUAUAAUGAUAUAAAUUCUUCAGCGAAACCCGAUUGCGUUUUGGUAGUUGAUUCCGGAUAUUCUUUUACUCAUAUUAUUCCUUUUGUUAUGAAUCGACCUGUGCUUCCUGCUAUUCGAAGAAUUAAUAUUGGAGAUUAUUUAUUAAAUUAUUUUAUUAAUUGUAGAUAUUGGGAUAUGAUGGAUCAAACAUAUGUAAUGAAUGAAGUUAAAGAAUCAUGUUGUUAUGUUUCACAGAAUUUUUUGGGAGACCUUGAAACCUGUCGAAGAAAUACUAGAAAUAAUUCUAUUUUAAGAGAAUAUGUUCUUCCCGAUUUUUCAAGAAAUUCUCAAGGAUAUAUAAGGGAAAAAAAAUGUAAAGAAGAAAGUUAUGAUCAAUCAGAUGAACAAGUUUUAUAUAUGAACAAUGAACGUUUCACUGUACCUGAAAUAUUAUUCAAUCCUUCUGAUAUUGGCAUGAAACAAGCAGGAAUUCCGGAAGUUAUAGUAGAAUCAAUUAAUGCUGUUCUUCCUGAAAUGUUUCCGUUUUCAGUAAAUGAGGUUGAUUUACAAGGUUUAUUUUAUAGUAACAUUGUGUUAGUUGGCGGAAAUAGUUUAUUUUCAGGAUAUAAAUCAAGAAUUGAAAAAGAUUUACGUAUUUUGGCUCCAACAGACUUUGAAAUUAGAGUUGGAAUUCCAGAAAAUCCAAUAACUUAUGCAUGGAAAGGUGGAAAUAAUUUUAUUACCAUGCCUGAAUUUAAAGAAAAAUUGGUAACUCGAUCUGAAUACUUAGAAUUUGGUAUUGACAUAGCUGCUAAAACUGUAAAUCCUUGUGCAGCUAUACGAUAUCUCAUAAAUUUUUGCAUUGUUGCAGAAUCUCCACGUUGA
This is a messenger RNA of Diversispora eburnea, 1137 nucleotides long. Lineage: Eukaryota; Fungi; Glomeromycota; Glomeromycetes; Diversisporales; Diversisporaceae. The record is from the annotation of a GenBank genome assembly.